Messenger RNA from Priapulus caudatus, 850 nucleotides. Its product is annotated as dnaJ homolog subfamily B member 9-like. NCBI's taxonomy places the organism in Eukaryota, Metazoa, Priapulida, Priapulimorpha, Priapulimorphida, Priapulidae. Gene Ontology annotation, cellular component: endoplasmic reticulum. The transcript has 5 exons. The record is from RefSeq and is a predicted model, not a curated record. Gene Ontology annotation, molecular function: misfolded protein binding; protein-folding chaperone binding. The coding region runs from base 126 to 758 and encodes 210 amino acids.
CGCAUUCUAGAAUCGUAUUUGCACUUGGCUGUGUGAGUUCGUAGCAGAUAUUCUGCAACAAAGUUCUCAAGUAUUAAAGGUUUCUAGUCGAUAAAAUAGUCAGGCGUUACCCUCUGCUAUCGAAGAUGAAGCUCCAGCCGAUGCUGAUGGUGACGUGCUCUCUGGCCCUGGUUGGUGCAGCGAGCGGCAAAGCCUGGGACCACUACGACACGCUCGGCGUUGGCAGGAAGGCUUCGGACGCCGAAGUCAAGAAGGCGUUUCGGACGCUCGCCAAGAAGUAUCAUCCGGACAAGAACAAGGCAGAGGACGCCGAAGAGCAGUUCACGAAGAUAGCCCAGGCUUACGAGGUGCUUAGCGACAAGGAGAGGCGGCGGCAGUAUGAUAGCAUGGGUCAUGCGGCACACACGCAGACAGAUAGCCGGCAGCAGCAGCCGACAUCAGGAGAUUUCAGCUUCGACUUUGCAGACAUUUUUAGUCAUUUUGACUCGGACAGUUUUAGAUUCGAAGUGCCGAAGAAAGGUUACAAGUUUGGAGAUUUUAACUUCAAGUCAAUCUUCGACGACAUGGACGAUGGAAUCUUUGGAGACUUCAUGAUGGACGAUCUGCCUAACUUCGGUUUCCAUGGCAACAAACAAAAACGGCAUCAGCAACGUCACCGUCGCAAUCAUCACACCUGGGAAGCCACAGGAUCGGAGCAUUGUCGGAAGGUGACCGAGAGAAUGGGAAACACCGUGACAACAUACAUGAAGUGUUCAUAACGCCGCUGACAUCUGUGAGGGUGACAACGUGCAUGCGAUGUUAGUGACAUUGGUGACAUCUAUCCUGGUGACAACGUACGUGCAUUGUUUGU